This is a messenger RNA of Ectocarpus sp. CCAP 1310/34, 2477 nucleotides long. Lineage: Eukaryota; Phaeophyceae; Ectocarpales; Ectocarpaceae. The record is from the annotation of a GenBank genome assembly.
AUGGCAGGGGGUGCUCGCCCUCCACCUCCGCGACUCCCCCCCAACCUUCCAGCCCUCCAGGGCAUGGGAAACCAUCCGGGAGGCGGCGGGGGCGGCGGGGGCGGCGGCGGUGGGCCUGACAAGAUGGGCAUGGGGCGCGGUGGUAAGAACGGGCCGAACGGUACCGGCGGCGGGGGUGCGACAAACGGCGGCGGCGCAUCUACUCCGUCGAUGGGAGGCGGCGGAGGGGGGCCCAGCAUCAAUGUGUACGUCGGCAAGCUCAAGCCCGAGACGGACAACUCGCUGGUGCAGGAGCUGCUCACGUGCUGCGGGAGGGUGGAGAAGUGGAACCGAGCGGUGGAUCCAUCCACAGACCUGCCCAAGGCGUUCGGGUUCUGCACGUACCACAACGCGCAGGCGGCGGCCAUCUCGGUGCAGCUGCUGAACGACCUGGAGCUGGCCGGACAGCCCAUUCUGGUCAAGGUCGGCAAGAAAGAACAGCCUUCUCUGGAGGCAUUCCUGAGCCCGAAAGACGAGGAGUACGCCAAGAAGCACCAGGUUCUUCUCGACGCCGUCAAGGCCAAGAUCGAUUCCGUCCUCGUGAGGUACGGCGAGCGCAGCGCUCCCGGCAAGGGCGCAUCCAAGGGCGGAACCGUCAACUCGGACGGGGGGAAAUCCCCGGUAUCCGUCGGCGCCAGCAGCCCUUCCCGCUCGGGCCGUGGUAGCUCCAAGGGGGACGGCGGAAAGGGUGGCGGUGGGUCUGGGUACCAGCAGGCCGCCGCCGGCGGCGGAGGCGGGCGGAAGUCGAGGAAGGACUGGGUUAGGUACGACGGGGCGGCAAUGCUGCUCAGCAGCGCGGGGUGGAGCGAGGACGAGGACGAGGAGAAGGAGGAGCUCAUCACUAGCGAGAUCGAGAAGUUCAGGCAGAAGCAGGCGGAGAGAGACAAGAAGCUGGAGGACGAGCGGCGGCAGGAGCUGCAGCGCAAGAUCAAGGACGCGCAAAGACGGGAGAAGCAAAAGGAAGAGGACAACAAGCGGAGGGAGCAGGCUUCUCGGGACCGGGAGGCGCGGGAGAUGGUCGCGAUGGCCGCGAUGAAGAGCCGCGACGACAAGGAUACCGCGGCGGACCAAAAGAAGGGCGGCGACGAAGACGGCAAGAAACCCUCCUCGCCGAACGGCAGGGACAGAGACCGGGACAGGGACAGGGACAGGGACAGCAGGGGCCACGACCGACGCAGGUCCAGAUCCCGCUCUCGCUCCCGCUCCCGCUCCCGCUCGAGGGAGCGCAAACGCGGGCGGCGGGAGCGUUCCUCGGACCGGGACGGCGGCAGGAACCGUUCUCCGGACCGGUACCGAGGGGACCGCGAUAGCAGGCGCGACGACCACCGCGAUAGCGAUAGGGGCGGUGGUCGCAGCAGCGGCGGGGACAAAGAUAAGGACGGAGGAGGGGGGGGCAGCAGCGACAAGGAUAAGGAGAUGGAGGCUAAGCGGGCCGCGCGCGCGAAGCUCGCGGAAGAAGAGACGCGCAAGCGGCGCCUGGCGGUACUGUCUGCGUUAGAGAACGCCGGUAACGACGGGGACGACAGCGACGGCGGCGGCGGCGACGGCGGGGCGGGAGCGGGGGCGGCCGCAGGCGGGGGAGGGGCGGUAGGGAACGGAGGGGCCGCGAGCGCGGUGGACGAGAGGCAGAGAAAGGAGGAGCUCCGGAGGCGCAAGGCCGUUCUCGCUGCCCUCGGGGACGGCAUGCUCGACUCCGACGACGACCAGGAGGAGGAGGACGAGGAGGACGAGGAGGACGAGGCGAAGCCGGCAGCAGCGGAGGCGUCAACGCUGGCGGCGGUGACGGCGGGCGUGGAAGGCGAUGCCGGCAAGGAGGGGUCCGAGAGCAAGGUGGCCGCUGUCGUGGAAAAGAAGGGCAAGGCGAGGGAUAAAGAGCUGGUCGGAAGCAUCCCCAAGGACCGCGAGGAGCUUUUCGCGUACGAGAUCAACUGGCAGAUGGUCGAACAGCACAACAUUAUCCAGUCCAAGAUGCGGCCUUGGAUUGUGAAGAAGAUCAUCGAGUACCUCGGGGAGGAAGAGAAGACUCUCACCGAGUUCGUUCUUACCAAGCUGGGCCAACGGGCCAAGCCGCAGGCGAAUGUCAGCCAGUUCGCGGACUUCAUACUUUCCGCAAAAUGGCAUCGCCUUAUCCGUACCCUGAACCUUGCGGCCACCUACGCGACGUCCUCGACCGCGACCAUAAUGGCCCACAAGUCCGUAUUGGCUCGUCCCUCCACCUCCGCCUCUGUGAAAACCUUGAGGGCCUCUGCCGCUACACUGCGGCCCAAAGAACUGGGGCUGCCCGAACAUCGGAGGUUGACGAUUCUUGACGAGCUCAAGUUGGUGCUGGAGGAAGAUGCCGCGGUUUUCAUGACCAAGAUGUGGCGCAUGCUCGUCUUCUGCACGCUGCGAGCCAUGGAGAGGGCGCAGUGAGCGAAAGAUGUCGAUGUGUUGUGCCU